Molecule: messenger RNA, 1253 nt
Organism: Rhincodon typus (whale shark)
Lineage: Eukaryota; Metazoa; Chordata; Chondrichthyes; Orectolobiformes; Rhincodontidae
Gene: prmt5
Product: protein arginine methyltransferase 5
Exons: 10
Biological process (GO): peptidyl-arginine N-methylation; regulation of DNA-templated transcription
Cellular component (GO): nucleus; cytosol
Source: RefSeq, a predicted model, not a curated record
UUCUGGAUCAGGGUACCCCUGAUCGCUGCGGAGGACAUGCGGGAAGACAUUGUGGAGAACGACCCAGUCAUGCGCUCGGAGGAUUGCGUCGAAGAAGAAAAGAGCUGGCUGUGGUGGCAUCACUUCCGAUCUCUGUGUGACUACAACAAACGUAUUGCUCUGGCCCUGGAAGUGGGUAGUGACCUCCCAUCAGACGGUGUGAUUGACCGCUGGCUGGGUGAACCCAUUAAGGCAGCUGUACUGCCCACCAGCAUCUUCCUGACCAACAAGAAGGGCUUCCCCGUCCUCUCCAAGAUGCACCAGAACCUCAUCUACCAGCUCUUCAAGCUGGAAGUGCAGUUUGUUAUCACGGGCUCCAAUCGCCAUUCCCAGAAGGAAUUCCGCUCCUACCUGCAGUACCUUGAGUACCUCAACCAGCACCGGCCGCCUCCCAAUGCCUACGAGACCUUUGCCAAGGGCUAUGAAGACUACCUUCAGUGUCCACUGCAGCCUCUCAUGGAUAACCUGGAAUCUCAGACCUAUGAGAUUUUCGAGAAGGAUCCCAUUAAGUACGCUCAGUACCAGCAGGUAGGGAUGAGGAUGGAGCGGGGUCGGGGGGGGGUCCUGAUGGUGCUGGGUGCAGGGCGGGGACCCCUGGUUAAUGCCUCAUUACGAGCUGCGAGACAGGCUGAUCGGAAAAUCACUGUCUUCGCUGUGGAGAAGAACCUCAAUGCAGUCGUCACGCUGCAGAACUGGAAAUAUGAGGAGUGGGGUGACCAGGUGACGGUGGUACCGUGCGACAUGAGGGAAUGGGAGGCCCCGGUAAAGGCAGACAUUAUCGUCAGCGAGCUCCUGGGAUCGUUCGGAGAUAACGAACUCUCCCCGGAAUGUCUCGAUGGGGCGCAGAGAUUCCUGAAAGGCACUCGAGAGAAAGACCGAGACCCCGAGGCGCAGUUUGAGAUGCCGUACGUGGUGAGGUUGCACAAUUUCCACCAGCUCGAUGACCCUCAGCCAUGUUUCACCUUCAGGCACCCGAACCAAGGUAGGUCCUACCACCCCCCACCCCCCGGGCAACCCAUCCCAGUGAAGGCCGGUGAGACGGUGUGCGCCCGCUUCUGGAGGUGCGCCAACCCGAAGAAAGUCUGGUACGAGUGGGCUGUGACUUCCCCGGAAUGUUCCGCCAUCCACAACCCCACGGGCAGGUCCUACACCAUUGGCCUUUGAGACGGCGGGCAGGACGGAAGAGUCUGCCUGGGGAACAUGGUGAGGGUGGG